AUGUCUAACGGCGCUCGUUCGUUAUCGCUGUAUGAGGUAGCAAUUUUCUCUCGUGUUCUGAUCAUACUUUCCUUUCUGUCAUCCUCUUCUUCUCCCAACUUCAGGCCUUUUCUCCUUUCUUUCUUUUCGUAUAAGUGUCUCUUUUUGAGGUCUUUUUUCUCUCUUUUCUUUUCGUCUGGUCUUGGAUUUCCCUUGAGGUCUUUUUCUUCUUUCUCUUUUCGUAUAAGUACCUCUUUUGAGGUCUUCUCUCUCUUCCUUUCUUUUUCCAUCACUUUUCCCCAUGCCGCCAAAAAGGAGGGUACGACUUAUUCGGUCUGCAAGAAGGCAAGAAGGGCCGGCGAGUCCCAGGAGAAGAUUAGAAUGCAACUAUCACAGGUCACUCAACGCAGCACCCUCACGCAGGCCUCGCAGUCACAAGAAGAGCGUGCCAUCUGCUUGGUCGGGAAAGCUGCCUACAGAGCUUCGUUGCAAUCAAGUUUCAAGAAUGCACAACGGUCGAGAAUUAACGCACAGGCUGCAGCAACCGCCUCUGCAUCUCGGGCUUCCGAAACUCAUCAUCAAAAGCUUCUUCGUAACGUAAGAAACGCUGCUGUCACUGCAAAACCGAGGGCGCUAGGGCUGCUGAGACACCGCUCAGUCGAGGGCAGUAGAGACACCUGCCCGUACGCUGCAAUAGCGACCGCUGGGGCUGCUGAGACUGCUGAGGUCAGUUCGAAAUGCUACGAAUGCUGCCACCACCGAGGGCAGCUGAAACAUUUGACCGCAGGCGCGCCUGUCAAUCCAGGGACACUGCUGCAACAGGGAGACCGAGACAGAACUGCAGCGGGCAACCCGAAAUGCCCGCAACGCUGCAGCGACUUCUCCUGCCAAAAACUCCAAGGGCCCAUAGACAAGGGCAAACGGACUUUGAAGGGUUGCUACAAACAUAGCCGCUUUGAGCUUAUCUCAAAUACCCCCAAGCUCCCCGCAUACGCAUCGACGGCGACAUUCAGCGCCUUGCGGCCUCCCGUGGUGUUACCUGUCCCAGUAGCUCUUUUUGGUCUUUCUUGGUUUUCAAUUACGACCCUGGCAUUAACUUUACUACGCGUGAUGACAUCAACCAUGACCUGCACUACAACGUAUAGGCCGAAACCCGGAUUGGUAUUUUGCCGCCGUCGGGAAGAGUUCCUCGCAGGGACGUCAUAUUACUACUUCAGGCCAUGCCAGGUUCACAGCUACAUUCGCAGUUUCAAAUCUGCUUUGGAAAAUGCUCCCUUUCCUUCCUUCAGCAUUGUAAUUGACGCCGACAAAUGGCCUCAUGAUGAACACAAACGCCGCUACAAUGCUCCCGCGUGCAACGAAGUGACCGCUAUUAUACAUGGAUAUUGUCCUCAAAUCAAAAGGCGGCGCUCUUCGCAGGAUUUCAGAGACCCAUCGAUCAUAUGA
Messenger RNA from Acanthosepion pharaonis, 1425 nucleotides. The record is from the annotation of a GenBank genome assembly. Lineage: Eukaryota; Metazoa; Mollusca; Cephalopoda; Sepiida; Sepiidae.